Amaranthus tricolor (Joseph's coat) is the source of this 825-nucleotide messenger RNA. RefSeq lists its product as uncharacterized. The record is from RefSeq and is a predicted model, not a curated record. The transcript is spliced from 2 exons. Gene Ontology annotation, biological process: DNA repair; telomere maintenance. The coding region runs from base 1 to 825 and encodes 274 amino acids. NCBI's taxonomy places the organism in Eukaryota, Viridiplantae, Streptophyta, Magnoliopsida, Caryophyllales, Amaranthaceae. Gene Ontology annotation, molecular function: DNA helicase activity.
AUGGUUGCACGAUCAUUGUUAACAGUCGAACAACGUGCAGUGUACAUGCAAAUCAUUUCUCAUGUCAAAGGGAAAAAACCCGGAUUGAUUUUUGUUGAUGGGCUAGGUGCAACUGGCAAGACCUUUUUGUAUAAUGCUUUUUAUGCAAAAGUACGCAUGCUUCGUCAGAUAGUGCUACCAACAACGACUUCAGGUAUCGCAACAUCAAAUAUGCCCACUGGUCGUACAACACACUCUAGAUUUAAGAUUCCCAAUGAUUGUGGGCAAUCCUUGUCUUGUAAUGUUGGCAUGCAAUCAGGCCUUGCUGCUUUGAUAAAAGAAGCUUCUAUCUGGGAUAAGGCUUCUAUGGCUCGGAGGGAGAAUAUUGAGGCUCUUGAUUUACUUUUAAAAGAUAUAUGUGAGCCUAAUGUUCCUUUUGGUGGUAAAGUUGUGGUUCUUGGUGGCGACUUCCGAAUAUUUGAGCGUGAGAAGAUUCCUGAGUUUUCGGAGUUCUUGCUAUCUCUUGGCAACGGUGUAUUACAACUUGAAGAAAAUGCAUUAGUGACCAUCCCAAAAGAGUUAAUCUUGGUCAAUGGGGAUGCCUAUGGUACGUUAGAUGAUUUAUUGCAUCGUAUUUAUCCACAAAUAUCUAUUGAAUGUGCACAACGAGAAAUGUUCACAGAGAGAGCCAUACUUACAUCUAGUAAUGAAGAUGUGGAUUUAAUUAAUUCUAAACUAAUCGCACAAUUUCCGGGAAAUGUUUGUUGUUACAAAAGCUUUGAUACUGUUCUUGAUGAUUAUUGUAACAUUUCUCGAAUGGAAUUUUUAAACACACUUUGUCCAUGA